Molecule: messenger RNA, 1347 nt
Organism: Plasmopara halstedii
Lineage: Eukaryota; Oomycota; Peronosporomycetes; Peronosporales; Peronosporaceae
Product: membrane-spanning 4-domains subfamily a member 14 isoform x3
Exons: 5
Coding region: 1-1347 (448 amino acids)
Biological process (GO): tricarboxylic acid cycle; protein-FAD linkage; mitochondrial electron transport, succinate to ubiquinone
Cellular component (GO): mitochondrion
Source: RefSeq, a predicted model, not a curated record
AUGAAGGUGUACACGACUAUUUUGCUGUCAGCCGUAGCCAUGCAAGUGGUACUUGGUGGCGCAGGUGGCGGUAUUACCUUUGACAACGCUGGUGAUUACACGCCAGGCGGCACCGAGGGCACGACUGACAAUAAGCCACCGAGCAGCGGAAGCGGUUCACCACCUACCAGCACGCCACCGGGUCCGUCAUCUCCUUCGGCAAGUCCGCCAGCAACACCUGGUACACCAUCGGCUGGAACGCCUCCUACACCAGGAGCUCCAACGACUGGAACACCGAUACCAGGAACACCUCCGGCCUCACCACCAUCCACACCGGGCGCUCCACCUGUCUCACCGUCUCCUAUUCAUCCUGCUCAGGAGGCACCUGGGGGAAACACAAACACCACCAAUCCAACACCUCCGUCGAUUGUCAACCCAACUGGAUCCGGUGCGACGCCUCCUACCGGAUCAGGCUCACCAUCUCCCAGCGGAGUAGAUACACCAUGCCCAGAACUAGCAUACAGUUACCCACCCGGCACAACGACACCCAACACGGUUGGCGGUGACCACUCAAGCAAUGUCCCUACCCAAGGAACCCCAGUCCCUGGGAUUCCUCCUGCCAACACUCCUGGAACUCCCCCUGCUGAUACUCCAGGAGCUCCUCCUGCUGGUACUCCAGGAGCUCCUCCCACUGGUACUCCAGGAGCUCCUCCCACUGGCACUCCAGGAGCUCCUCCUGCGGGAUCCCCGCCCGUUGGCACUCCAGGAACACCUCCAGCUGGCACUCCCCCCGCUGGGACUCCCGCUUCUAUCAUCAUAAACAGCAUUACUAAACAUGACAAUGUCGAAACGUCUGUCAUGAACUUUUUCAUUUGGGUUGAGUGUCUAGCAAGAAGAAGCAAUCCGUCUCAAGAAAGUUCGUUCACUGUCUUGAUAGACGCGGCUUUAAUGUCUACUGCGCCUUCACAAGAAACACUCGAUUAUUCACGUCCACAAACGUGGCGCAACUUGCCACAGCAGCAGAAGCGCGGGAAAAAAAUUAACUACAACGAAUGUCGCUCUUUAAGUAACGCUAGUGCCCUAUUUAACCGCGUUGCCAUCCGUGCCGAUCACAUUGCAGCCAAAGGCGAUUUCCCGCCGACUAGUCAGGGCGAUCAUCACGUGGAUAUGGACGAAGCUAAUCGUAAGCGUAUCAUUUAUCGUAGUAAACAACGUGGAUGGCUUGAAGUGGAUCUACUAUUGGGCCGCUGGGCUAGUGAGAAUGUCAUGCAACUUUCAAGCGACCAAUUGCAGCAGUAUGAGGAUAUUCUUAACGAAGAGACGAUUGAUAUUUUCAAUUACAUCUCUGAUAUUGUUGUACGACGUUGA